Opisthocomus hoazin is the source of this 735-nucleotide messenger RNA. Lineage: Eukaryota; Metazoa; Chordata; Aves; Opisthocomiformes; Opisthocomidae. The record is from RefSeq and is a predicted model, not a curated record.
AUGGAUGGCUUGGUUGAGCAGAACAGCGUGCUGAUGCACAGUAAGAUCGCCGAAGCUGGGAAAAGGAAUGGUUUAAUAAAUACGAGGAACUUAGUGGCAGAGAGCCGGGAUGGUCUGGUCUCUGUGUACCCAACCCCCCAGUACCAGAGCCACCGAGCGGGCAGCCUUUCAUCUCCGAGCUGCCUGGAGAAGAGCAAGCAGACAGUGGAGUCUCACUACCGGCCCAACAUUAUCCUCUACUCGGAGAACGUGCUGCGCUCGUGGGGUGAGAGCAUCGGCUCAGAGUGCUGUGAAACCACCUUCAUCGAGGACCGCUCUCCCACCAAAGACAGCCUGGAGUACCCAGACAGCAAGUUCAUCGACCUCUCAGCGGAUGACAUCAAGAUUCACACCCUCUCCUAUGAUGUGGAAGAAGAGGAGGAUUUCCAGGAGCUAGAGAGUGAUUACUCAAGUGACACCGAAAGUGAAGACAAUUUCCUCAUGAUGCCACCAAGAGAUCAUCUCGGCCUCACUGUGUUCUCCAUGCUCUGCUGCUUCUGGCCAUUGGGAAUUGCUGCCUUUUACCUGUCUCAUGAGACAAACAAAGCAGUAGCCAAGGGGGACUUCCACCAUGCAAGCUCCAGCUCCCGGCGAGCACUCUUCCUGGCUGUCCUGUCCAUCACAAUUGGAACUGGCAUCUACGUUGGGGUGGCUGUGGCUCUUAUUGCCUAUCUUUCCAAAAACAAUCACUUAUGA